Olea europaea var. sylvestris is the source of this 1608-nucleotide messenger RNA. RefSeq names its product ethionine resistance-conferring protein 1-like. The record is from RefSeq and is a predicted model, not a curated record. Gene Ontology annotation, biological process: transmembrane transport. Gene Ontology annotation, molecular function: antiporter activity; xenobiotic transmembrane transporter activity. The transcript has 7 exons. Gene Ontology annotation, cellular component: membrane. NCBI's taxonomy places the organism in Eukaryota, Viridiplantae, Streptophyta, Magnoliopsida, Lamiales, Oleaceae.
AUGUUCGGCCUUUUUCCCGUGACCUUUACUCGUAUACGAAAAACAGAGUUUUCUGAAUGUUUAAAUUUACUAAUAUAUCACAAUCAUCCAUCUGUUUUGAGUAAAGAGGCGGAGACCAGUCCAUUACUGGUAAACAAUGCGGCGGAGAGGUGGGGGAGCAAGAUUAUCAAUGUGGAUGAGGCAAAAGAUCAGAUUCUCUUCGCAUUGCCCAUGAUUCUGACCAAUGUUGCUUACUAUUUUAUACCUUUGGUGUCUGUAAUGUUCGCCGGCCACCUUGGAGAGCUCGAGCUCGCCGGCUCUAAUCUUGCCAAUUCAUGGGCUUCCGUAGGUGAUGUGAAGUGUACAGUUGGCUUGAGUGGUGCACUUGAGACAUUAUGCGGGCAAGGAUAUGGUGUAAAACAAUAUAGGAUGCUUGGAAUAUACCUACAGGCAGGGGCGGAGCCAAGAAUUUUGUCCAUAACAUUUCUAACACUUUGGUGGUAUUCUGACAUUGUUCUGCAUUUCCUCCAUCAAGAUCCUUGAAUAUUAAAAGCAGCUGGUCUCUAUUUGAAGUAUCUGAUUCCUGGAUUACUUGGCUAUGGGUUGUUGCAAAAUAUCUUGAGAUUUCUUCAGACACAAUCAAUUGUCGUACCGUUGGUUGUGUGCCAAUUGCUCCCUCUAGCCCUCCAUAUCAGCAUCGCCUAUGCUUUGGUUCAUUGGACUACAGUUGCAUAUAAAGGAGCAACAUUAGCAGCUUCAAUUUCACUCUGGAUCUCGGUCCUCAUGUUAGGCUUGUACGUGCUUAAAGCAAAGAAAUUUGAAGAGACGUGGAAUGGAUUCAAGUCAGAGUCUCUCAGUCACAUCUUCUCGAACUUGAAGAUAACCCUGCCUUCAGUAGCUAUGGUGUGUUUGGAUUAUUGGGCUUUUGAGAUUUUGGUUUUGUUGAAAGAAUUACGGGCUGCGUGUAGAUUUGGAAGACUAUACCGCAGGAUUCAAUUAUUACAAAUAAACAUGUCUGAUUCAGACGCUGCUAGAGAAUGGUUCUUCUGUUUAUCACUAGAGAGCAUUCAAUCAUGGAACAAUAUGGUUCAAAAAUUCACGAUGAAAUUCUUCCCACCUUCUCGAGUUCACCAAAUUAGGAAUGACGUUCACACCUUCAAGCAGAAAGAUUUAGAGAGCUAUCAUGAGGCAUGGAAGAUGUUCAAAAAAAAUUUUAGAAAAUGCCUUAGCCUUGACAUUCCCAAGCAGGCUCAGCAAUAUCUUUUCUACUAUGGUCUAAAGCAAGAGUUCAGAAAUAUGAUAGAUGCUUCAGCAGGAGGAUCAGUGAUGAAACUUGAUGUGGAUGAGGCAUAUGAUCUGUAUGAAAAAAUAGCUGAAAACCAAUCGAUGUGGCCAACUGAUAGGGAAGCUCCAAGGAAAACAUUAGGGUUACACAACGUAGAUGCAGUGACAACACUGGCCGCGCAAAUGGAAGUUCUUACAAUGAAAAUGGACAAUUUAUCUAAGUCAGUCAACAUGGUACACCAAUCAUCACCUGUUUGUGAAGGCUGUGGAGUGGAUCAUGCUAGCACACGCUGCCCUUUGGUGUCUACACAUGUUAAUCAAUCCGAAGAAGUAAGCUACGCAUAG